Messenger RNA from Siniperca chuatsi (mandarin fish), 1105 nucleotides. Its product is annotated as endonuclease V-like. Gene Ontology annotation, biological process: DNA repair. The transcript is spliced from 9 exons. Gene Ontology annotation, cellular component: nucleolus; cytoplasm. The record is from RefSeq and is a predicted model, not a curated record. Gene Ontology annotation, molecular function: RNA endonuclease activity producing 5'-phosphomonoesters, hydrolytic mechanism; single-stranded RNA binding. NCBI's taxonomy places the organism in Eukaryota, Metazoa, Chordata, Actinopteri, Centrarchiformes, Sinipercidae. Bases 128 to 886 code for a protein of 252 amino acids.
UCGCAGUGACGUCAGAACACGGAAGCAAAACGGGGACAACACUGUCGCUGCUGUUCACGUUGCUUCUGUCAGUUGAUUUUCCUUAUUAAAAGUCCUUCUGCAGCUGAGUGUGUCCAGGCCGGUACAGAUGUUCGCUCCUCCUGCAGAAGAUUUGGUCAAGCAGUGGGAGAGUGAGCAGGCUCGUCUCAGACAGCAGGUGGUGGAUGAGGACACCGAGGACUGGCAGAGGAGUCCAGACUUCUCGGGCCUGGAGAGAGUCGGAGGAGUGGACCUCUCCUUCAUCAAAGGGGACGACGUCAACGCCUGCGCCCAUCUCGUGGUACUCAGCUACCCCGACCUGGAGAUGCUGUAUGAGGACAGUCAGAUGGUGACCCUGACAGCCCCCUACAUCGCUGGCUUCCUGGCCUUCAGAGAAACCCCCUUCCUCCUGGAGGCUCUGCAGCGGCUGGAGAGGAACCAGCCUCAACUUCUACCUCAGGUGGUGUUUGUGGAUGGGAAUGGUCUCUUCCACUACAGAGAGUUCGGCCUGGCGUGUCACCUCGGAGUGCUGUCAGGGCUGCCGUGUGUGGGCGUGGCCAAGAACCUGCUGCAGGUGCAGGGCGUGUACAAGAGUGAAGCGCACCAGUCACAGAUAGCUGCUCUGCAGAAAGGAGGAGACAGCUUCCCACUCACCGCCGCCUCAGGCAAAGUGCUCGGAAAGGCAUUGCGAAGCUCCGACAAGAGCUCCAAGCCGGUGUAUGUGUCCGUUGGCCACAAGAUCAGUGUGGACACAGCUGUACGCCUCACACACUCCUGCUGCCGGUACCGGGUCCCAGAGCCCAUCAGACAGGCUGACUGUCGCUCCAGAGAAUACCUUCGCAUACACUUCCCAGCUUCAGAUACAUGAAUCAAAGAAUGAGACAAUGCUUCGGACUCCAGCCUUGAACCGUGUGUUUCUCCUCUCCUUCGGUUCCUGUCUCCAGCUCCGUCUUCUCCUGACUCCAGUGUGUGUUUCCUACUCCUGAUCUCCUACUCAGCUAAACAAAGGACUGUAUCAGUACCCAUCAUCACCCAUUCUACUCACUGCUUGUUUGAUUAGUGUACAAUAAAACCAUCUGUGUCUCCA